UAUCAGAAGGGUUCAUACUGAUUGCAGCGAUCUUUUGAAGAUGAGGAUGAUGACGGUACAUGAUUCGAGGAUAGCUGAUAAGAUAGAGGAGAUGGUUGGCAUGAAAAGGACUAGAAUCUCUGUCCAGCCUAUUACCACCACCGGGCCGUCGUCAUUGGUGAUGAAGGACGUGACGUAUUGUGUACAUAGACGUAUUGGUCCCUGGUGGAAAGGGUUGUGCUGCAGGUCAAAACAACUGAAAAACGUCCUCAAAAAUAUCGACCUCCACUUUGGAGAGGAACUCACGGCGAUUUUAGGAAGUUCAGGUGCCGGUAAAUCGUCUUUGCUGGACGUCAUUUCGUCGCGAAUUGAUGGCAAGUUAUCAGGAGCUGUGGUCUACAAUGGUCAACCUUGCACCGAAAGUAACAUCCAGCAACACAUUGCUUACGUCAUCCAGUACGAUCGUCUGCUUCCGAACCUGACAGUCAGAGAGACACUAACAUACGCUGCAUACCUUCGCAUGCCAGGCGACUCUUCAAAGGAACAGGUGGAAGAGAAGGUUGAGCAGAUAAUGCAUCAGAUGGGUCUGUUCUCUGUCGCUGAUUCGAAGAUCGGUGGAUCCGUAAUCAGGGGUAUAUCUGGAGGAGAGAAGCGGCGUGUGACCAUCGGUGUACAACUACUGAACGACACCAAAGUACUUCUGUUGGAUGAGCCUACGACCGGACUCGACAGUUGUACGGCUAAAGCCUUGAUGAACAGACUGCGGACAAUUGCAGAGUCCGGAACUUUAGUAGCGGUUACUGUUCAUCAGCCUGGGUCAGAUCUUUUCAAACUCUUUCACAAGGUCUGUCUUUUGAGUGACGGCCUCUUGGCAUUCGCUGGAACUCCGAGCGAGAUGUUGAAAUUCUACACCAAAGAAGGCUAUCCUUGUCCACAAUUUAGUAAUCCACUCGACUUCUACGUUGACCUGGUGAGCGUUGACAGGCGAGACAAGACACGACAGCAGAACACUGAGGUUGUUCUGAAUCGGUUAGUGACUCGAUUCCUGUCGUCCCCCGAACAUGCCUCCUUGCACAAAACAGUGUAUGAGGACAACUCUCAUACUGGUCGUUGGAAUAACACUUCUGUCAGCGGUCCUGGUCCGUUUCGGAUAAUGGCAACACUCCUGAAACGGAUGACGGUGAAUAUGUUCCGGGACCGAUCAUCCUAUUGUACACGCUUGUUUGUACUGAGUCUGUUCAUCCCUUUCAUCUGCGUCUUUCUUGGACGACUGAGGUUUGAUCAAAAGAGCAUUCAGGACAGAGUCGGCCUCAUGUACCAAACUCUUAUUGUUCCUGCGUACGUGGGUGCCUUCAACACGGCCUUUCUUUUUCCAUCUUUAAGAGACGUUUACUUCCGGGAGCACAAGGACGGUCUGUACUCGCCAUUGACAUUCAUCUCCGCCUACAUGAUGCACGCAGUACCAUUCCAUUUAAUUGCCUCUAUCAUAUUCAGCACAAUUAUUUACUGGGUUACGGGCCUGAAGCCAACCCCAGACAAGUUCUUUGUCUAUUUGUUCCUGGUUUUCUUCCUUCACGUGAUAGGUGAAAUUAUGGCUGUGGGUGCAAUGGCAGUGUUUAAGAAUGGCCAAAUGGCUGUCAAUAGCGUUACACUCAUUUUAACCGCCUCGUUCCUAUUUGGCUCUGGGCUUCUGAGGUAUGUAAGUGUAUCAAUUGCUGUAGUUAAUGAAUAAAAAAAAAUCCACCCUGAACUACUUAGUGUAUAUACAUGCAGCAGAUAUUUAUACCAUUUUUAUGCACUG
This is a messenger RNA of Mizuhopecten yessoensis (Yesso scallop), 1780 nucleotides long. Its product is annotated as ATP-binding cassette sub-family G member 5-like. The record is from RefSeq and is a predicted model, not a curated record. The coding region runs from base 41 to 1711 and encodes 556 amino acids. Gene Ontology annotation, cellular component: plasma membrane. Gene Ontology annotation, molecular function: ATP binding; ATP hydrolysis activity; ABC-type transporter activity. NCBI's taxonomy places the organism in Eukaryota, Metazoa, Mollusca, Bivalvia, Pectinida, Pectinidae. The transcript has 9 exons.